AUGCUCAUUCAACUCUCCAGGGCUUCGCGCGCUCGCUCCGCUGUUGCGGCUGUUUCUCGUGUCGCCAGACCCAAUGCCGUUCAGGUGAGGGGCUUCAUUGCUCCCACUGUCUCCCGGAAAGCCGACUUCGUCCAAGAGCUUUAUCUCAAGGAGCUCAAGGCCUACAAGAUCCCCGCCGUCAAGGAGUCCGAUGCUGAGGGCAACGUCCAGACCUUCAACGUCCCCAAGACACCUGCCUCCCCAGAGGAGACCGACCUCGCCGGCAACCUGAAGGAGUACGAGAGCAUGGCCGUUGAGAUUGAGGGCCAGGACAGCUCUGCCCAGUCUGGCACCCCCGAGGUUGCUGACUGGCUUGAGGCCGAGGAGGAGGAUGAGCCUCAUCACUAA
This is a messenger RNA of Fusarium mangiferae, 387 nucleotides long. RefSeq lists its product as uncharacterized. Gene Ontology annotation, biological process: proton motive force-driven ATP synthesis. The transcript is spliced from 3 exons. Lineage: Eukaryota; Fungi; Ascomycota; Sordariomycetes; Hypocreales; Nectriaceae. Bases 1 to 387 code for a protein of 128 amino acids. The record is from RefSeq and is a predicted model, not a curated record.